Messenger RNA from Tachyglossus aculeatus (Australian echidna), 4187 nucleotides. RefSeq names its product SPARC related modular calcium binding 1 (gene SMOC1). The coding region runs from base 272 to 1672 and encodes 466 amino acids. The record is from RefSeq and is a predicted model, not a curated record. Lineage: Eukaryota; Metazoa; Chordata; Mammalia; Monotremata; Tachyglossidae. Gene Ontology annotation, cellular component: basement membrane. The transcript is spliced from 13 exons. Gene Ontology annotation, molecular function: protein binding; heparin binding; extracellular matrix binding. Gene Ontology annotation, biological process: extracellular matrix organization.
GGCGACAGGGAGGGCGAGGGCGGCCCCGCCGAGGCUGCGGGGGGCGGCCGCACGGAGCCCGCUGCCCGGUUGAUGCCCGGCCCGCGCGGGACCGGCCCCAGCGGACCCGGCCGACACCCCACCCCCACCCCGCCCAGACCCCUGGGCCCCCAGCAGCGCCGGGCCUCCCACCGAGCAGCGGGGGCGGGUGGUGCCCGCGGACCCCCGCUCCGAGCCGCCCCCUCCGGGCCGCCCUCCGAGCCGUUCCGCAGCCUCCCCCGCCGCCGGCACCAUGCUCCCGCGGCUCCGGGGCCGGAUGGUCACCUCCCACCUGCUUCUCCUGCUCCUGCUGCUCCACAUGCUCCACGCUCGCCCACACCGCGCCUCCGGACCCCGGUUUCUCAUAAGUGACCACGAUCCGCAGUGCAACCUCCACUGCUCCCGCUCUCAGUCUAAACCCCUGUGCGCCUCGGACGGCCGGAGCUACGAGUCCACGUGUGACUACCAGCGGGCCAAGUGCCGGGACCCUGCCCUGGGGGUGGUCCACCGAGGCCGUUGUAAAGAUGCUGGCCAGAGCAAGUGUCGUCUGGAGCGAGCGCAGGCUCUGGAGCAGGCCAAGAAGCCACAGGAGGCCGUGUUUGUCCCAGAAUGCAGUGAGGAUGGCGCCUUCACGCAGGUGCAGUGCCACACAUACACUGGAUACUGCUGGUGCGUCACUCCGGAUGGCAAACCUAUCAGUGGAUCUUCGGUGCAGAACAAAACUCCUGUAUGUUCAGGCUCAGUCACUGACAAGCCCUCUGGGCAAGGAAACUCAGGAAGGAAAGUCUCUUUUCGUUUCUUUUUAACCCUCAAUUCAGAGGACGGGUCUAAGCCAACACCCACAAUGGAGACCCAGCCAGUGUUUGAUGGAGAUGAAAUCACCGCCCCUACCCUGUGGAUUAAGCACCUGGUCAUCAAAGACUCCAAACUGAAUAACACCAACAUAAGGAAUUCAGAGAAAGUCCAGUCCUGCGACCAGGAGAGGCAGAGUGCCCUGGAGGAGGCCAAGCACAGCCCCCGCGAGGGAAUCGUCAUCCCCGAGUGCGGCCCUGGUGGCCUGUACAAGCCCGUGCAGUGCCACCAGUCCACUGGCUACUGCUGGUGCGUACUGGUGGACACAGGGCGCCCGCUGCCCGGAACCUCCACCCGGUAUGAGACGCCCGUGUGCGAGAGUGAUGCCCGGUCCCGGAGCACGGAGGUGGAUGAUGCUUUCAAGGACAGGGAGCUGCCAGGCUGCCCAGAAGAGAAGAAAGUGGAGUUUAUCACCAGUUUGCUGGAUGCCCUGACCACGGAUAUGGUUCAAGCCAUUAACUCAGCAGCUCCUGCCGGAGGGGGAAGGUUCUCUGAGCCCGACCCAAGCCACACCCUGGAGGAGCGAGUGGUGCACUGGUACUUCAGUCAGCUGGACAACAACAGUAGCAAUGACAUCAACAAGCGGGAGAUGAAGUCUUUCAAGCGCUAUGUGAAGAAGAAAGCCAAGCCGAAGAAGUGUGCCCGGCGCUUCACUGACUAUUGUGACCUCAACAGAGACAAGUCCAUCUCCCUGCAGGAGCUCAAGGGCUGCCUGGGGGUCAGCAAGGAAGGAGGGAGCAGUGCUGGCAGCUUUCCCCAUGGAAAAAAACAAGGCAUGAACCCGUUCAGACGUCUCGUCUAGGUCCCGAACCAGAUGGGCUGGCUGGAGUGGACCGGAGAGAGGCAGGACCAGCAGAACCAGGCCCCCUUGCCCGUCGCCACUUCUGCCUCGGCCCCACCCCCACCCCGCUGCACCCCGGCCCCACCCCCUCGAGCUGUGCCCUGCUCCUCCCACCCCUUGAAGUUUGCACUUUGUAACCAUUGUCUUUCUGUUUGUUCUUUAACGCCAUUAUCUAAUCCUGCCGAGGGAAGAGAGAAGGAAACAGAGCCAGACUCCCUCUUGGAUCAGCUACUGAUGACUUAGGAUUUCGGGGUCUUUGGGACUCCAGAGAAGAAAGAUUUAUAUACUGUAUAUAAAUAUAUAUGGAAAUUGUACAGUUCUUUUGUACAGGCAUUGGAGUUGCUGUUUUCCCCACCUGCCCAAGGCUCUAGGCUAGCGAGGCCAUGGACCCUCCCCAUCUGUUGGCCCUGCCAGGCCCCCCCCACUUUCCUGUAAGAUCCACGGUCUCUGGAGCCACGGCCCCCACGUCCACUGCUCCCUGCAGCUAGGGGUCUGCUGUGGCAGGGGGCCAUAUCCAGAGGGGAGUGGGGGCCGGGAGGAAGUAAGUAAGAUGGGGUCUACCCAACAAGAAGGCUCUCCAGCUCCAGUUCCCAGGCCAGAGGUCCCCGAAAGGAGUCCCCCAAGAGUUGAACCUCCGUUAGUUGUUUCUUAGUUAAAAGUUGGGGGCUUAGCCGGCUGAGGAGGAGGUCAUAGGGUCAUAGGGCAGGGCUAGGGAGAUGGGGGGGGGGGGGGCACUGAGGGAUUGAUUAUCUGCCCAGUUCCGAGGAAGGCAGCCUGAAUAUCCAAAAUAGGGUCACCCAGGCCCCCUGCUAAGUAGCGUCCAGAACAAAGAUCCCCUUGCCUCUCCUGCGCCCUCCCCACCAACCUCCCCCCACCCCACCGUCCCCAGCCAACACCCAAGCAGGAGAGAGAAAAGGCUGUUCCCAGUGAGGCUGCCUGCAAGACACAUUUCCCUCCUCUGGCUGCAAAGUCCCCUCCAGCUCAUAGCAUCAGGUUUUCAUAAUAUUUGGUAAGUGUUAAAGUGCUUACUAUGUGCCGAGCACUGUACAAGUACAGUAUAUGCAGAUCAGACACAGUUCCUGUCUCACACAGGACUCACAAUCUUUGUGGGAGGGAGGACAGGUAUCUUAUCCCUCUUCUGCAAGUGAGGAAGAUGAGGCAGAGACAAAGCAAGUGACUCACCCAAGGUCACCCAUCCAGAAAGUGGCAGGGCCAGGAUUCGAGUCUGGGUCCCGUUAUUUCCAGGCCCAUGAUCUUUCCACUAGGCCAUGCCACUGCCAGCGGGGAAGGAGGUAGUGCCAGGGAUGAGGGAAGAUCGGUAAGGUUUGGUCAAGCGGUUCCCCCACUUGGGUGCUUGCAGCCUGAUGGUGGGAUGGUCAGUCUGAGCCCCACUGUGCUGCAGGGAAACAGGAGCCCCCCAAUUCUGCUCACCCGUGGGGGAGGCCGGCUGACAGCAUGGUCAGGAUCUUCCCUGAGACUGGACCCAAUGGCUGGAGCGGGGCGGAGUUGGAGGGCUCUGGGGGCCGUAACCAAGAGGGGGGACAGGGCGUGAGGCUGGAGGCCCCUUAGGAGAAGGGAGCAGAGGCCCGUCCGUGGUCGUGUGAUCCUGGGCAGUCUGGGGUCAGACAGACAGACAGACAGACAACCCUGGUGGGAGAGAAGCCGGGGUGAACCUGGGGCGGGAUCUGGCGGAAGCAGCCCUGCUCUGGGCUGCUGUGGGAGGGAUGUGCAGGGUGGCAGAGCCUCUGCUGGGGCUUUGGGGCUCUCGUGCCACUGGGGCUACUGCCCCAGGUCUGGGACAGUGAACUCCAGGAGCAACCCAGAGCUCCUUGCUGCCUCCACCCAGGGGUCUGCCUCUUGACAGGAAGAACCCGCUACAGUCUCCAGUCCCCUCUCCCCCCUGCAGCGGGAUCAGAAGCCAGAGCCGCCUCCAUUGCAGAAGUCCAGAGGGCCUGGUGUUUGGCUGGCUCCCACCAAGACCGAGGCCUGAGAGCCCAGAGGUGAGGCUUUGAUACCCACCUGGCCCAUGGAUGGGACCACGGAACCAGGCAGAGCCAGGAGCUCUUGGCAGACAGACAGAAUGGACUUCUGGGCCUGCCUUCAGGCCUGUCUGCCCAGGGAAGUCAGCAACCCAGAGCCCUGGGCUGUUUUCUGGGUUGUGACAUGCCCCGUGAGGUGUCUGAAAGUCCUGAGGAGCAAUAGUCCUUGUCAGAAACUUCCCAUCCGGUGCUGUGUAGCCGGCUAAGUUGAGGCCCAGUUGGGAGGCAGAGCAGGGCCCAAUUUGGGCCCGGGGCAUGAGGGUAGGGAGCCACUAGAAAGCAGCUUAUCCCUGUUAGUUGAGUAGAGGCCAGAACUGAGCCAGCCCUUCCGUGCCCACCUCCCAACCCCUGCCCCUUCCCGGCCACCGUGAUCCAAGCACCUGGGUUGUUGUGAAAAGCAGGUGUUUUUGUUUUUUAAUAAAAUUAGAUAACCCUUG